CGUAUAUGUGCGCGCGCGCGCGCGCGCGUGUGUGUGUGUGUAUGUCUGUCUGUUUGAGGGAGUGAGAAGGGCGUGAGAGCAAAGGUGGCAGAGGGAGUCAUAGUUCCCUACAGCCUUCACCCUAGAGACACUAGUAUUUGAUUCGCUUCUGUAUGAAACAGUGCUUCCCGGUUUAGCAGGAAGUGAUACCAAAAAGAUCAACAGGAAGGAAGUUCACAUUGGGAAAAACAUGGCUCCUACACACUGUGUUUUCUGACCAUGCGACUUACCAGUCAGUGGUAGAGAAACGUGAGCAGGAACCCUCUUCUUGUAGCAUACUCAUCGCUGGACCUCAGCUAUGGCGAGGGACGGAGACAUUCUUUGCCCGUACCUUACGUUGAACCCGAGGAAAGUGGUCAUCAAAGGUUGUGUCAAAGUUCAGAAAGGCAGGAGCUUCAUGCAACCACUGCUGGGAAGAUAUACGUGCUCAAACCAAAGCCAGGAUGUUAUACCACACGUGAGAGGUGACAUUGCUUAUCUGAAACGAGGAGGAUUUGUUUUACCGGAAGAGAGCGAAGUACCGAACCCAAGUUUACGAAAAACGCUGAGGCACGGGGGAAGAAAUGAGAAUACCGCAGAGUGCUUCCGGAAAGUGAAAUUCUUCCUGGAAAUCGCAACAGAGAAAAUGGAGGAGACACAGAAUAUUAAAACCAAAGUCACCAGCCCCAGAAACAUGAAGACGGAGAAGCAAAGAAGAGAGGAAGAAGCAAGACUUGUAUAUGAUGUGGCUGUACUCCGUGCCCAAAAACGAGCUUUAGAGUACCACAGACCCACCGUUCAAGCAGAAAGGAAAUGAAGAAAGCCCCGUCCAGACUUCUACGUGUGUGUAAGGCCAAGGAAGUUUAGUGGAAAAAUAAACGUUUUUUUCCUUUAA
Molecule: messenger RNA, 913 nt
Organism: Aplysia californica (California sea hare)
Lineage: Eukaryota; Metazoa; Mollusca; Gastropoda; Aplysiida; Aplysiidae
Exons: 5
Coding region: 338-835 (165 amino acids)
Source: RefSeq, a predicted model, not a curated record